Molecule: messenger RNA, 1047 nt
Organism: Gloeophyllum trabeum ATCC 11539
Lineage: Eukaryota; Fungi; Basidiomycota; Agaricomycetes; Gloeophyllales; Gloeophyllaceae
Exons: 2
Coding region: 1-1047 (348 amino acids)
Source: RefSeq, a predicted model, not a curated record
AUGUUAUGCAAGGUAUCCCCGGUAUUCGCCGACAUGUUCACCCUUCCGCCGUCGAAUGUGAACGAAUCCUUUGAAGGGUCGCCCGUGGUUCGAAUGCCGGACGGCGCAGAGGUGCUCGAACAGUUACUGAAAAUACUCUACCAAGAAGCAAAUCUUCCUCUAAAGCGUCUUGAUCCCAACACGCCCGCUCAGGUGGGACCGCUAUUCGAGAUCGCGGCCAAGUACGAAAUAGACAACGUUCGCAGCCAGAUUGUGCAGCGUCUCACCGAGGACUGGCCUACGACCCUUUACAAAUGGGAUACCUUGGAGGCGGAGAUCGAGGCUAUGAAUCGCGACUGGCACUUCCAGCACAAACCCUGCGGCGGCUUGAGCUGCCCGGAGUACCUGGAUAAAUACCUCCCCGAGCCGGUGUCGGCGAUACAGCUUGCGAAGAAACACGGCGUCCGCUCCAUCCUUCCGGCAGCCUUCUACCACCUUUCCCGCUUGUCCAUCCAAUGGGGGCCGGACGGCUCGGAGCGGAAUGAAGAGAGACAGAGGAUGUCUCGCCACCGGGGGGUACGAACUGCUAAAUGGAAGAGCCUGUCUGCGGAGGAUCACUACUGCCUCCAUGUCGGCCGCGCUCGCCUGAAGGCCGCCGUAGACUCGCAAAUUCGUGGAUGGACUUUUAGCUACCACUUCGGCGAAGGCUCGGAUGAGGACGAAGAUGAGCCAGACGACGAUCCGUGCUCGGAGUCUGCGCGAUGGAAGACCAGGCAGGAUAUCCUCGAGGCCGUGAGCAACGCCGACGACGUCCUGCAUGUACUACGGCGAUUUACGGAUGUUCAAUGUGACGAAUUAUCCGACGGUCUAUGCUCACAGUGCCUUCUCACUUUCACCACUGAAGCCCGGCAACUGCGCCGCGAUCUUUGGGGCCGCCUCCCAGAAUUCUUCGAGCUUGACUUGGUACGCAGCCAGUGUUCGUGGUCAGUGGGUGCACUAGCUAAUGUAUGGUCCUUGCGGCUUUGCAGCUGUAGCUCGCCAUCGGCGAGGCCGGGUUUCUACGCAUGA